Mus caroli (Ryukyu mouse) is the source of this 1834-nucleotide messenger RNA. RefSeq names its product FtsJ RNA 2'-O-methyltransferase 1 (gene Ftsj1). The record is from RefSeq and is a predicted model, not a curated record. Gene Ontology annotation, cellular component: cytoplasm. Lineage: Eukaryota; Metazoa; Chordata; Mammalia; Rodentia; Muridae. Gene Ontology annotation, molecular function: tRNA methyltransferase activity. Gene Ontology annotation, biological process: tRNA methylation; cytoplasmic translation.
UCCGGAUAGCAGCUAUAGGACCCUGGCCUUGAAACUAAGAACAAAGAGCGGGUUCACAAGCCUUGCAACAUUAUUGGCCAGACGAUGUCAGUUGCAUUCUGGGAAAUGAAGUUCCUGUGACCCGGAUAUGUCGACAGAAGAUGACGAGACUAACGUCAUACGUUGUGCUCCGGUCUGGACCUCCGUGGAACUGAACUGUUUUACAAAGCAAACUUUACCGCGUGGCGACAAUCUCUAGGCGUGUGCGACAGGCCUUCGGGUCCACUCCGAACACCAACUGAAGUUUGUACUUUUCUCACCAGUUUGCAAACUGUUCUCGAGGCUGGUGAUCAGCCACGCUCUGUAUCCAAGAGCUGAGGACAGCAUCAGCACACACUGUCUACCAGCAGACUGAGAUGGGACGAACAUCUAAGGAUAAACGGGACGUGUACUACCGCCUGGCAAAGGAGAACGGCUGGCGGGCCAGAAGCGCUUUCAAGCUCCUGCAAUUGGAUGAGGAAUUCCAACUCUUCAAAGGUGUGAAGCGAGCGGUUGACUUGUGUGCAGCCCCGGGCAGCUGGAGCCAGGUGCUGAGCCAGAAGGUUGGGGGCCAGGGUUCUGGUCAGGUGGUGGCCGUGGACUUACAGGCUAUGGCUCCACUGCCAGGUGUGAUACAGAUACAGGGCGACAUCACUCAGCUUUCCACUGCCAAGGAGAUCAUCCAGCACUUUGAGGGCUGCCCUGCUGACCUAGUAGUGUGUGACGGGGCUCCUGAUGUCACUGGCCUCCAUGAUGUGGAUGAGUACAUGCAGGCCCAGCUUCUGCUAGCUGCUCUCAACAUCGCUACUCAUGUCUUGAAGCUAGGGGGCUGCUUCGUGGCCAAGAUAUUCCGAGGCCGGGAUGUGACCCUGCUCUACAGCCAACUACGUAUCUUCUUCUCCAGUGUGCUCUGCGCUAAGCCCAAGAGCAGCCGGAACUCGAGCAUUGAAGCCUUUGCUGUGUGUCAAGGUUAUGACCCUCCUGAGGGCUUCAUUCCAGACCUGACCAGACCCCUGCUGAACCACUCAUAUGAUACAGAUUUCAACCAGUUGGAUGGUCCCACCCGUGUUAUUGUGCCCUUUGUGGCCUGUGGGGACCUCAGCGCCUACGAUUCGGACCGCACUUACUCCCUGGAUCUAGACGGUGGCUCUGAGUACAAAUAUACUCCACCCACACAGCCCCCCAUCGCACCCCCAUACCAAGAGGCCUGCAGGUUGAAGAAGAAUGGACAGCUGGCCAAGGAACUCCUCCCCCAAGAAUGCUCCAUCAACAGUGUGGACAAGUUGCCCCAGCCUCUGGCUAUCCAUACCCUGCUAGCCCCCAAGGUGGAAGACAAUGAAAUUCAUUGUUGACCUUAACACAUUAAGUAAAUGAACGUGCAAAGAGCAUCUGAAGGACUUGAAGCAUUUCGCUACUACCUGUUGAGGGGGUUAAUAAAUACUUACUGAGUGAAUAUUUUGCAGGCAUUCUGGGUUUAGAGAACCAGCAGGAAACAAAGAGCCGGGAUUUAUACAUUGUAAUUUGUAUUUGCCUGUGUGUACAAUGUACUUCAGAAACAAUGGUCUCCUAAGAUACCUGCUUAUUUUUAUACAAUAACAAAAACACCCAGGGUGUAUUUCCCACAGAGGCGCCCUGUCACUGAAAUGCAUGGCUGCACAUGUAAAAGGAAUACUGGCUAUGGAAGGUAGGAAAAAGUAGAACAAAAUGGAGGAAGUCAGAGAAUGCAGUCAGGAGUUUAGAAUUUUGAAACUCUUUUUUUCUAGCCAGGCAGGUGGGAGGCAGAGGCACCAGGAUUGCGAUUUCAAGGCCAGUCUAG